Magnolia sinica is the source of this 399-nucleotide messenger RNA. RefSeq lists its product as uncharacterized. The record is from RefSeq and is a predicted model, not a curated record. The coding region runs from base 1 to 399 and encodes 132 amino acids. Lineage: Eukaryota; Viridiplantae; Streptophyta; Magnoliopsida; Magnoliales; Magnoliaceae. The transcript has a single exon.
AUGUCUGAGGCCUUGGCCAUUUCGACUCUCAUUGGGAAGUCUGUGGUAUUGACCCAUCGCUGCCCUUCUUACCCGGUGUUGGUGGGCGAGAUGUUCCUUCCUGUCGAUCUAUUCGUGAUGCCGAUGACAGGAUUCAAUGUUAUUCUGGGUAUAGACUGGCUUGCAGAGUAUGGUGUCGUCUUAGACUGUCUUGCAAGGACAGUUACAUUUUAUAUUACAAGCUUGCCAGUAUUCCAGUUCGUCGCCGAGCCUAGAGUGGAGCCGUUAUCUAGUCUCUUAGCUUUGGUCGCUGAAGAUUCUGUGGUAGAGAGUAUCGAACAGCUGCCAGUUGUUUGUGAGUACCUGGAUGUGUUUCAAGAGAUCUCGGGUUUGCCGCCGUGUCGGCAAGUAGAGUUCUAA